Molecule: messenger RNA, 1683 nt
Organism: Pleuronectes platessa (European plaice)
Lineage: Eukaryota; Metazoa; Chordata; Actinopteri; Pleuronectiformes; Pleuronectidae
Gene: nopchap1
Product: NOP protein chaperone 1
Exons: 4
Coding region: 74-556 (160 amino acids)
Biological process (GO): box C/D snoRNP assembly
Molecular function (GO): box C/D methylation guide snoRNP complex binding
Source: RefSeq, a predicted model, not a curated record
UAAAACACAGCCUGUAUAUGUGUAAACGUCCCUGUCCUCUCACCCGGAUGUUGCUCUUCACAGCAGCACGUUGAUGAAAGACCCGAACCACUUGAAAAUGGAGCUGAACGCGGAGAAGACGAGUUCACGGGCGCUGCUGUCAUGUGGUGGUGGAGCAGGUCUCAGUGAGACUCUUCUCCUCAAGCCAAAGGCUGACCGGUCCCUGCAGACAGAGAGAGUCCCAAAAAGCAGUGUGUUGGAGCGGCUGCACAGCUUCCUGCCUCAGAUGGCUGCAGCUAACGAGAAGCUGAAGCAGCAGAUGGAGGAAGCUCCUGCUGGACACUUUGACAUAGAGUGCGUGGAGGAGGCACAGAGAGUCAUCGAGAUGGAUGUUGCACUGGUGGAGCUCAGUGGUUCAGACGCUGACUCUGAGGAUGAAGAAGAUUUUUUUAACUCUGAGGAGGAAUCGGACUCUUAUGAUGAGCAAGAGAUCACAGAGGAGAACCUUAAACUACCUGGAGACAAAAGCAAGAAGAAGAAAGCUAUCAUCCAGGUUCUGGACCAGCAGGGGGCAUAAACAAGUCAGCCAGAUUCUUGACUUCAUAUCGAGUUUAUUUUCCCCCUGAGGAGAUGUUGGUGUGACAGAAACUUUGCCAAAGGAGUCAGGGUCUUUUUAAGCUUCCCAGACACAGACAGUAAACAUGAAACUCUUUCUUGGAAGCAGACAUGAGUCAUCGCUCUGUGAGCGACACUAAAUGUUAUUUUGAAAGAAUGAGGACACAGUUUCAAUAUUGCCUUGUCAUCGUGUCUGGACAGCAGCUGAUCAUGCAACCUUUAAUUAAGUGUUAAGGUGUAACACGGGGAAUCAUCUGUGUGUACAAAUUCAGUUCAGGCACAGUUACAAUGUUCUAAAGGUCACUACGAAAAAGGUGAAAAUAAAGCCUGUGUACAAGUAUUCUGAGGAAUUUAUCUUCAAUUUGAAAGGAUGUUUUUACUUUUAGUAAAUGUACACUUGUUGAAUUUGUCUGAUAAGUCAUUAAGUUUAAACUGCUUACAAUGUUGAAGGCAAUACUCUCUGGCAAAUUUUUAUUUGGGCCACCUUUCUACUACAGAUUGGGACCCUCUCUUUCCCUCUGAACAGCAUGAAUUCCGGGUGACAUGAAAACGUUUCUAAGAAAUCUUGCUCCACGUCCCAAAUGUGUUCCACUGGAUUUACAUCUGAUAACAGGAGAGGUCACUGAAGUUCUCUGAAUAUUUGUUGGUGGAAGCAGCUUGAGCUGUAUGUUUUGUGACAUGGAUCAUUAUCAUGCUGGAAGGAGGCACAUGGUAAUGUCAAAACUCUGCCACAAUGCCCCUCUCUGAUUGUUCAUAAUCCCAUCACAGUCCAGCACUGAUGUCUUGUUGGAGUGGGUGUUGAGGUCCUGGUGGUCUCGCUCUGUGAGAGCUUGGUCUUGGUACUGAGCUCACAGAAAUAGGAGAGAGGUCUGAACUUAGCCCCCCUGAUAGAGAGAGGUUAUGGUUUCCCUGUGCUGAACCCCUGUUUCUGUUAUUCAGCUCAUCCUGACUUAAAUGUUAUAUAAAUGGAGUGAAAAAAAUAAAAGAAAGUUCUGUCUAUAUUAUAUUAUGCUAUACAAUACUGGCUUUAGAAAGCUAUACAAUGCAGCACAAAAUGAUCAUAAAUCGAAUAAAUUCUUUUGACACAAA